Linum tenue is the source of this 1929-nucleotide messenger RNA. The record is from the annotation of a GenBank genome assembly. NCBI's taxonomy places the organism in Eukaryota, Viridiplantae, Streptophyta, Magnoliopsida, Malpighiales, Linaceae.
CAUGUUCUAUUUCUCCGGAUUCCAUUUUCUGUUGUCAAAAUCACAUAAAACCAAAUGGGAAGUGAACGGGGCCUAAACAAAGCAAAAUUUCGACUAUUUCCCCCAACCGACCGCAGCAUCCUGCAACUCUCCGGUCGGCCGUCGCCGUCUCGUCCUCCACAAAUCCCAACCAUCCAUAAUUGAUUUGAGUCCCUUCUUCGCUCUUCUCAACUCGUUGCUUUUUUCGCAGCUAGCAACUUGCAAAGAUGAAAUUGGACGUGGAGGUCCUGAGAUACCUCUCGAAGGAUGAUUUCGGAGUUCUUACUGCUGUCGAGAUGGGCAUGAGGAACCAUGAGAUUGUGCCUGCCGAAUUGAUUUCCCGUAUAGCUUCUCUUAAGCAUGGGGGCACUUAUAAAGUAUUGAAGAACUUGCUCAAGCAUAAAUUAGUGCACCAUGACUCCUCAAAAUAUGAUGGGUUCCGUCUUACCUAUCUUGGGUAAGAUUUCCUCGCAAGUAGAACUUUGGUAAAUCGAGGAGUUAUCGCAUCUGUUGGCCGCCAAAUUGGCGUUGGAAAAGAGUCUGAUAUCUUUGAAGUGGCUACAAAGGAUGGUAGAGUUUUGGCUAUGAAGUUGCACAGACUCGGUAGAACUUCUUUCAGAGUUGUAAAAUCAAAGCAUGAUUACCUGAGACAUCUAAGUAGUUUUAGCUGGCUUUAUUUGUCUCGACUCGCAGCACUCAAGGAGUUUGCUUUUAUGAAGGCUCUGGAAGAUCAUGGUUUUCCUGUUCCGAAAGCUGUGGAUUGUAAUAGACACUGUGUGAUUAUGUCCCUUGUUCAAGGCUAUUCACUUGAACAAGUGAGGGAAUUGCAGAAUCCAGAAGUUGUUUUUGAAACUGUUCUUGGUCUUAUCGUUCGUUUGGCAGAACACGGGCUCAUUCAUUGCGACUUCAAUGAAUUUAAUAUCAUGAUUGAUGACGAUGAGAAGGUGACCAUGAUUGAUUUCCCCCAGAUGGUAUCAGUGUCUCAUCGAAACGCACAAAUGUUCUUCGACCGUGAUGUUGAAUGCAUCUAUAAGUUCUUUGCCAAGAGGUACAACCUCUCUUUUGAGGAUGAUGCCGACGAUAACAAUUCUGCACAUUCAGACAUAGACGAAGCUGGCAGACCUUCCUUUUCCUUGAUUUCUAAGUCUUCUGGUUUUCUUGAUAAGGAACUUGCUGCUAGUGGAUUCACACGGAAGGAUCAAGAUGAUAUGGAGAAAUUCAUUGAAAGAGGUGCCGACGACGAAGAAGAUGAGGAUGAAGAGCAUGUUUCAGAGGUGCAUGAACCCGAGAUCACGAAUUUAGAUUCUCUGCAGAUAGAAGAGCAGGUAGAGCAAACGAAUGAAGAGGAGGAAAAAAUUGUUGCGAAUCAAUUGACUGAAAAGGCACAAAGCGACAGCCUUGGAGUGCAAGAUAAUAAUGAUGAGAUAUGGGAAGAGGAAGACGACGAGAAUGCAGCAGAGAGUGAUGCAGAGCUGACCAAGAGACUGAACAAGCACAAAAAGCGAGCAAUAGCAGUAGCCCGUGGGAGCCAGAAUCGAAUAUCCUCCAGAAAUCUAUAUAAAGACAAGGCUGGUAGAUCCUCUCAGAGCUCCAAAGUUUAGAAGAACUUUGGUGGCUGGUAAAAUCAAAAUCCAUUAGGGAUUUACAUGGAGUUGUUUGGUCAGUUCUUGUGCCGCCUCGUUGUCUGACAGUUUUGAUAUAUAGGUGAGAGAGACCAGAGGAGAAGAGAGCUUGAACAAAAAGCCUAAAAUGAUAUGUGAUCAAUCAAAAAGACUUUCGUGGUGAUCGUAUUAUUUAUAACAAUGAGUUGGUGCGAGUGUACAUGAUUAAUUAGCAAGCUGUUAAAGGAAAAGACUUGAUUAUGGCAUCGGGAGCUAAAAAAAGGAAGCAACCUUAGAUAGGUAAUCCAUU